Acanthosepion pharaonis is the source of this 4986-nucleotide messenger RNA. NCBI's taxonomy places the organism in Eukaryota, Metazoa, Mollusca, Cephalopoda, Sepiida, Sepiidae. The record is from the annotation of a GenBank genome assembly.
AUGCGUUUUGUAUUUUCUCCUUUGUCUGUAUUCUUUUUCUUUUCCCUCGCUUUUUCAACUAUGCCUUAUUUGUGCUCUUAUUUGCCUUUUGUAUUUUCUCCUUUGUCUGUAUAUUCUUUCUUUUCCUUACUUUUUUUUCAACUAUGCCUUAUUUGUUCUUAUUUGCCUUUUGUAUUUUCUCUUGUUUGUAUACUCUUUUUUUUUCCCUUUCUCUUUUCAACUAUGCCUUAUUUGUGCUCUUAUUAUUUGCCUUUUGUAUUUUCUCCUUUGUCUGUAUACUCUUUCUUUUCCCUCUCUUUUUCAACUAUGCUUUAUUUGUGCUCUUAUUUGUCUUUUGUAUUUUCUCCUUUGUCUGUAUACUCUUUCUUUUCACUCGCUUUUCCAACUAUGCCUUAUUUGUGCUCUUAUUUGCCUUUUUGCUCUUAUUUGCCUUUUGUAUUUUUGUCCUUUGUCUGUAUACUCUUUCUUUUCCCUCUCUUUUUCAACUAUGCCUUAUUUGUGCUCUUAUUUGUCUUUUGUAUUUUCUCCUUUGUCUGUAUACUCUUUCUUUUCACUCGCUUUUCCAACUAUGCCAUAUUUGUGCUCUUAUUUGCCUUUUGUAUUUUCUCCUUUGUCUGUAUACUCUUUCUUUUCCCUCGCUUUUUCAACUAUGCCUUAUUUGUGCUCUUAUUUGCCUUUUGUAUUUUCUCCUUUGUCUGUAUACUCUUUCUUUUCCCUCGCUUUUACAACUAUGCCUUUUUAUUUGUGCUCUUAUUUGCCUUUUUUGUUUUUUCUCCUUUGUCUGUAUACUCUUUCUUUUUCCUUGCUUUUUUUUCAUUUGUGCUCUUAUUUGCCUAUGCCUUUUAUUUUUAUUUGCUCUUAUUGGCCUUUUGUAUUUUCUCCUUUGUCUGUAUACACUUUCUUUUCCCUCGCUUUUUCAACUAUGCCUUAUUUGUGCUCUUAUUUGCCUUUUGUAUUUUCUCCUUUGUCUGUAUACUCUUUCUUUUCCCUCGCUUUUUCAACUAUGCCUUAUUUGUGCUCUUAUUUGCCUUUUGUAUUUUCUCCUUUGUCUGUAUACUUUCUUUCUUUUCCCCUCUUUUUUUGAACUAUGCCUUAUUUGUGCUCUUAUAUGCGUUUUUUAUUUUCUCCUUUGUUUGUAUUUUCUUUUUCUUUUCCUCGCUUUUUCAACUAUGCCUUAUUUGUGCUCUUAUUUGCCUUUUGUAUUUUCUCCUUUGUCUGUAUAUUCUUUCUUUUCCCUUGCUUUUUCAACUAUGCCUUAUUUGUUCUCUUAUUUGCCUUUUGUAUUUUCUCCUUUGUCUGUAUACUCUUUUUUUUUUCCUUUGCUUUUUCAACUAUGCCUUAUUUGUGCUCUUAUUGCCUUUUUUGUAUUUUCUCCUUUGUCUGUAUACUCUUUCUUUUCCCUCUUUUGAACUAUUCCUUAUUUUUCAACUAUGCUUUAUUUGUGCUUUUCUUAUUUGUCUUAUUUUUUGUAUUUUCUCCUUUUUCUGUAUACUCUUUUUUUUCCUCUCGCUUUUUCAACUAUGCCUUAUUUGUGCUCUUAUUUGCCUUUUUUGUAUUUUCUCCUUUGUUUAUAUCUUUUCUUUUCCCUUGCUUUUUCAACUAUGCCUUAUUUGUGCUCUUAUUUUUUUUUUUUGUAUUUUUUCCUUUUCUGUAUACUCUUUCUUUUCCUUUUUCAAAAACUAUGCCAUAUUUGUGCUCUUAUUUGCCUUUUGUAUUUUUCUCCUUUGUCUGUAUACUCUUUCUUUUCCCUCGCUUUUUCAACUAUGCCUUAUUAGUUCUUAUUUGCCUCUUAUUAUUUUUUUGUACUCUUUUUUGUCCUUUUUCUAUGCCUUAUUUGUGCUCUUAUUUCUUUUUUUUUUCUCCUUUUUUCAACUUUCUUUUCCCUUUUUCAACUAUGCCUUAUUUUGCUCUUUUUGUAUUUUCUCCUUUGUCUGUAUACUCUUUUUUCCCUCCUUUUCAACUAUGCCCUUAUUUAUUUGUGUCCUCUUAUUUGCCUUUUGUAUUUUCUCCCUUUGUCUGUAUACUCUUUUCUUUUCCCCUUUUUCAACUAUGCCUUUAUUGCUCUUAUUUGCCUUUUAUUUUCUUUGUCUGUAUACUCUUAUUUCCCCUUUUUUUUUGUAUUUUUCUUAUUCCUUUUGUCUGUAUACUCUUUCUUUUCCCUCGCUUUUUCAACUAUGCCUUAUUUGUGCUCUUAUUUUCUUUUUGUAUUUUCUCCUUUGUCUGUAUACUCUUUCUUUUUCCCUUGCUUUUUCAACUAUGCCUUAUUUGUGCUCUUAUUUGCCUUUUGUAUUUUCUCCUUUGUCUGUAUACUCUUUCUUUUCCCUCUUUUUUCAACUAUGCCUUUAUUUUUGCUCUUUUUUAUUUGCUCCUUUUUUGUACUCUUUUUUUUCUUUUCCUUUGUCUGUAUUUACUUUUGUAUUUUUCUUUUCCCUCUUUUUUUCAACUAUGCCUUAUUUGUGCUCUUAUUUGCCUUUUGUAUUUUCUCCUUUGUCUGUAUACUCUUUUCUUUUCCUCGCUUUUUCAACUUAUGCUCUUAUUUUGUAUUUUUCUCCUUCUUAUUUGCCUUUUUUCCUCCCUUUUCUAUCCUUAUUUUGCUCUUAUUUGCCUUUUUAUAUUUUCUCCUUUGUCUUUCUUUCUUUCCUUUCUUUUUCAACUAUGCCUUAUUUGUGCUCUUAUUUGCCUUUUGUAUUUUCUCCUUUGUCUGUAUACUCUUUCUUUUCCCUUGCUUUUUCAACUAUGCCUUAUUUGUGCUCUUAUUUGCCUUUUGUAUUUUCUCCUUUGUCUGUAUCUUUUCUUUUCCCUCCCUUUUUUCAACUAUGCCUUAUUUGUGCUCUUAUUUUCUUUUGUAUUUUCUCCUUUUUCUGUAUACUCUUUCUUUUUUGCUUUUCCAACUAUGCCUUAUUUUUGCUCUUAUUUGCCUUUUUUUUUUUCUCUUUUUUCUGUAUACUCUUUUCUUUCCAUUUUUCCUUUUUUAACUUAUGCCUUUAUUUGUGCUCUUAUUUGCCUUUUUGUAUUUUUUCUCCUUUUCUGUAUACUCUUUCUUUUCCUUUGCUUUUUUCAACUAUGCCUUAUUUGUGCUCUUAUUUGCCUUUUGUAUUUUUCUCCUUUGUCUGUAUACUCUUUCUUUUCCCUUGCUUUUUCAACUAUGCUCUUAUUUGUUUUCUUAUUUGCCUUUUUGUAUACUUUUCUUUUCCCUGUUUUUUUUGUCUGUAUGCUCUUAUUUGCCUUUUUUAUUUUCUCCUUUUCCCUAUACUCUUUUUUUUCAACUAUGCUUUUAUUUGUGCUCUUAUUUGCCUUUUGUAUUUUCUCCUUUGUCUGUAUACUCUUUCUUUUCCCCUCCUUUUUCAACUAUGCCUUAUUUGUGCUCUUAUUUGUCUUUUGUAUUUUCUCCUUUUUCUGUAUACUCUUUCUUUUCCCCUCCUUUUUCAACUAUGCUUUUAUUUGUUCUUAUUUGCCUUUUGUAUUUUCUCCUUUGUCUGUAUACUCUUUCUUUUUCCCUCGCUUUUUCAACUAUGCCUUAUUUAUUCUUAUUUGCCUUUUCUUAUUUGUUUGAAUCUCUUUCUUUUUUGUAUUUUUCUUAUUCCUUUUGUAUUUUUUCCUUUGUCUGUAUACUUUUUCUUUUCCCUCGCUUUUUCAACUAUGCCUUAUUUGUGCUCUUAUUUGCCUUUUGUUUUUUCUCCUUUUUGUAUACUUUUUUUCCCUCCUUUUGUCUAUUUGUGCUCUUAUUUCUUUUUUUUUCCUUUUUCUGUAUACUCUUUCUUUUCCCUCGCUUUUCAACUAUGCCUUAUUUGUGCUCUUAUUUGCCUUUUGUAUUUUUUCCUUUGUCUGUAUCUUUCUUUUUCCCUCCUUUUUUCAAUAUACCUUAUUUGUGCUCUUAUUUGCCUUUUGUAUUUUCUCCUUUGUCUGUAUACUCUUUCUUUUCCCUCGCUUUUUCAACUAUGCCUUAUUUGUGCUCUUAUUUGCCUUUUGUAUUUUCUCCUUUGUCUGUAUACUCUUUCUUUUCCCUCGCUUUUUCAACUAUGCCUUAUUUGUGCUCUUAUUUGCCUUUUGUAUUUUUGUCCUUUUUCUGUAUACUUUUUCUUUCCCUCGCUUUUUCAACUAUGCGCCUUAUUUGUGCUCUUAUUUGCCUUUUUUUGUAUUUUCUCCUUUUUGUCUGUAUUUUCUCCUUUUUUUUUCCCUCGCUUUUUCAACUAUGCCUUAUUUGUGCUCUUAUUUGCCUUUUGUAUUUUUCUCCUUUUCUGUAUACUCUAUUUUCCCUCCUUUUUGUCUAUACCUUAUUUGUGCUCUUAUUUGCCUUUUGUAUUUUUUCUCCUUUGUCUGUAUACUCUUUUUUUCCCUCCUUUUUCAACUAUGCCUUAUUUGUGCUCUCUUAUUUGCUUUUUGUAUUUUCUCCUUUGUCUGUAUACUCUUUCUUUUUUCCUCCUUUUCAACUAUGCCUUAUUUGUGCUCUUAUUUGCCUUUUGUAUUUUCUCCUUUGUCUGUAUACUCUUUCUUUUCCUCCUUUUUUUUUCAACUAUGCCUUAUUUGUGCUCUUAUUUGCGUUUUGUAUUUUCUCCUUUGUCUGUAUACACUUUCUUUUCCCUCGCUUUUUCAACUAUGCCUUAUUUGUGCUCUUAUUUGCCUUUUUUGUAUUUUCUCCUUUGUCUGUAUACUCUUUCUUUUUUCCUUUUGCUUUUUUCAUCUAUGCCUUAUUUGUGCUCUUAUUUCUCUUUUUGUAUUUUCUCCUUUGUCUGUAUACUUUUUUUUUCUUUAUAUUUCGCUUUUUCAACUAUGCCUUAUUUGUGCUCUUAUUUUUUUUUGUAUUUUCUCCUUUGUCUGUAUACUUUUUCUUUUCCCUCGCUUUUUCAACUAUGCCUUAUUUGUGCUCUUAUUUGCCUUUUGUAUUUUCUCCUUUGUCUUGUAUACUCUUUCUUUUCCCUCUUUUUUCAACUAUGCCUUUAUUUGUGCUCUUAUUUGCCUUUUGUAUUUUCUCCUUUGUCUGUAUAA